AUGCAAAAGGAAAAGGAAGCCAUUAUCAAGGAGGGAAAGGAUACAGAAAUGGAAGGAACUCAUGCAAAAGAGGAAACCCUACCACCUGGAUUUCGGUUUCAUCCUACCGAUGAAGAACUUGUCACUUGCUAUCUCGUAAAUAAGAUAUCAGAUUCUAAUUUUACAGGCAGGGCAAUAACUGAUGUAGAUCUCAAUAAAUGUGAGCCAUGGGAGCUUCCAGGAAAAGCUAAGAUGGGAGAAAAAGAAUGGUACUUCUUCAGUCUGAGAGACCGUAAAUACCCAACUGGUGUGAGAACCAAUCGAGCAACGAACACGGGGUAUUGGAAGACCACAGGGAAAGACAAGGAGAUCGUCAACAGUGCAACAUCGGAAUUGAUUGGCAUGAAGAAGACUUUAGUUUUCUACAAAGGAAGAGCUCCUAGAGGAGAGAAAAGCAACUGGGUCAUGCAUGAAUACCGCAUUCACUCAAAAUCCACCUUUAGAACUACCAGGCAGGAUGAAUGGGUGGUUUGCAGGGUAUUCAAGAAGAGUGGUGGUGCAAAAAAGUUCCCUUCUUCCAACCAUGCAAGAGCAGUGAAUCCGUACAGCUUGGAAAUAGGACAAAAUAUUAUGCCACCACCAAUGAUGCAACUGGGAGAUCCUGCAGCUCAUUUCCUCUAUGGACGGAACUACAUGAGCAGUGUUGAGUUGGCUGAACUUGCUAGGGUUUUAAGAGGGGGUGGAUCAACAAGUAGUGUCAAUCAACCAAUCCAAUCCCAGAUGGGCUACCCUACAUCAGCAGCAGGAGGAGGAUUCACCAUUUCAGGACUCAACUUGAAUCUUGGAGGAGCAACAACCACAACACAACCCAUUUUGCGACCAAUGCAACAACCUUCUUCUGUUCCUGUUCAUACAAUGGCUCAAGUACUUGAUAUGAAUUCCAGCAUGAUGACAACCGGUUCUCUGGGUGCAGAGAACGUAGGUUAUGGAUCAGAAAUGAGUAACAUGAAUUCUCACGGGAAUAGGUUUAUGGGCAUGGAUCAUUGCAUGGAUCUAGACAACUAUUGGCCUUCCUACUAA
Sphenostylis stenocarpa is the source of this 1059-nucleotide messenger RNA. The record is from the annotation of a GenBank genome assembly. NCBI's taxonomy places the organism in Eukaryota, Viridiplantae, Streptophyta, Magnoliopsida, Fabales, Fabaceae.